Cyclocybe aegerita is the source of this 1530-nucleotide messenger RNA. The record is from the annotation of a GenBank genome assembly. NCBI's taxonomy places the organism in Eukaryota, Fungi, Basidiomycota, Agaricomycetes, Agaricales, Hemipholiotaceae.
AUGGGUCAUUUCUCGUGCAUUAUCUGCGGUCAAGACCGUGAAUUCAGCGCCAAACAACUGAACAUCACCUGCACAUCUUGGAGGACAACGACUGCUCCCUGCCCCAAUUGCGUUCGGACCAAGACACUGGACGAGCAUAUCGAGCAAACCCGAGCAUAUCUGAGGCAUCUCGAAGCUCACCGUGCCACCUUGAGGCCCGGCGCCAACGCCUUCCACGACCCUUUCAUCACGCACUUUCCGACAGAAAUUGCUUCAAAAAUCCUCUCUUUCUGUGUGGAUAAUGAGCGGGAAUACAAACGGCGCAUCCCUCUCGCCCUUUCCGCUGUGUCCAGACGGUGGCAGGCUAUAGCGCAUUCGACCCCUUCGUUGUGGACCAACAUUCGUCUUCGUCUAUUCGGCAAGUAUGAGAACCGGGUCUCAUACAACGAGAUGCUCCUUCAUUGGCUCUCACGUUCAUCCAAGCAACCACUUUCUAUCUACCUCGACAUGGAAUACUGCCGCAGAGACGAGGUGUCCAAGGUCCAGUUUUGUCGCUCUGUCAUCGAACUCCUCAACAUGCACUGCCACCGAUGGGGUAGACUCUCCGUUGAUAUGCCCCUUCAUCUCAUCAGCCUCCUGCGGGGCGACUUUCACAGUGACCCCCCUCUAUCCCACCUUUCUAUUGGUGGCGAGGAAUACGACGAGGACGAGGAUGAGGACCAGGACAACAGUCAGACCUGGAAGUUCGACUUGGGAACAUCUCUUCCCAGUCCUCACACAGUCACGAUUCACCAGUGUGGAUUCGACAAGGUCCGCAUAAAUUGGUGUAACGUCACUAAUGUGUCCAUCUGGUUCCCUCGACUUCGCGACUUGCUCACACUCUUGGCAGCAGCACCUCAACUCCACGAAUGCAGAGUAGUUCGACCGGACGGAUUCGCCGAGGCAACCAACACGAAUCCAACGAACCCCAUAAUCCAUCGCAAUUUACUCAAACUGGACUUAACAAUAUGUGGGUCUCGCAUCGUUCUCUGUCCGUUCCUCCUGCCCAUCAGAUCACUUGCCUCAGAUUCUCAUUCCGACCACCGCGCCGACCUGUUCGAUAUUCUACGGGCAGUACCAGCCUUAGAACGCCUCGACAUAGCCGGUGCUUUCAUAUUCAACAACUUCUUCGAACUUUUAGGGACCGACGACGAAGAGCACAGAUUCCUACCGUCGUUGACGGAAUUUGGUCAACUAUGUCCUCUAUGGACAGAGGAAUUCUCGUGGCCGGAUAUCUCCAAGGCUGUUGAAGCAAGGGCGCAUCCUCACCGUGGAAAAUGCGGCCUGCCUGUUCUCAAGCGGUUCUACUGGGGCGUGACCUUGGAGGACGAGAAUUCAGACAUAUACUACAUCGACGAAGAGAGCCUCCAGAUUUUUGAGAGGCUGCUUUCAAACGGUGUCGACAUCAAACUCUCCAACAACUGGAGAAAGCGUGGCAGGUCAGAUGAUAUGAUAGUCUAUUCAAGAGCAUAUCAUGAGGAGAAUAAGCAUCGAUCAACGAUCGACGAUUAG